Salvelinus sp. IW2-2015 is the source of this 756-nucleotide messenger RNA. Its product is annotated as tubulin polyglutamylase TTLL11-like. The record is from RefSeq and is a predicted model, not a curated record. Gene Ontology annotation, biological process: protein polyglutamylation; microtubule cytoskeleton organization. Gene Ontology annotation, cellular component: cilium. NCBI's taxonomy places the organism in Eukaryota, Metazoa, Chordata, Actinopteri, Salmoniformes, Salmonidae. Gene Ontology annotation, molecular function: tubulin-glutamic acid ligase activity; tubulin binding.
CUAACAAGUAAGUCUUAUUACUACAUAGUUAAUGCUGACGCGUCCCUGAAGCCCACCUUCAUCGCCAAGCCGGACAGGGGUUCCCAGGGGGAUGGCACCUACCUCAUCCGCGACCCCAGCGACCUCAGGGUUAUAGCGGGAUCACAGACAAGGCAGUCUGUGGUCCAGGAGUACAUCCACAAGCCUCGUCUUAUCGACAAGCUGAAGUUGGACAUCCGUCUCUACGAGCUGGUCAAGUCCCUGGAGCUGCUGGAGAUCUAUAUCGCUAAAGAGGGGCUGUCACGCUUCUGCACUGAACCCCAACAGGAACCCAGUCAGAAGAACCUGAGCCAUGUCCUCAUGCACCUGACCAACUACUCCCUCAGCGUCCAGACUGGGAACUUUGUCCACUCUGACAGCCUUUCAUCGGGAAACAAGCGUACCUUCUCCAGCGUGCUCUACCGCCUGGCCUCUAAAGGAGUGGACAUCAAGAAGGUGUGGUCAGACAUCAUCUCUCUGGUCAUCAAGACGGUCAUCGCUCUGGUCAAUGAGCUCAAGGUCUACUACCUGGCCAUCAUACGGCCUGUCAAACCAGGACCCACCUGCUUCCAGAUUUUGGGCUUUGACAUCCUGCUGAUGAAGAACCUGAAGCCAGUAUUACUGGAGCUCAACGCCAACCCAAGUAUGAGAAUAGAGCAUGAACAAAAGGUGUCCCCAGGGGUGUGUGAGUACAUCCCCAGCCCAGUAGAAGAGGAGGUGAAGGUGGGGGUUCAUUAG